Myotis lucifugus (little brown bat) is the source of this 3120-nucleotide messenger RNA. It is a transcript of the gene SRP68, whose product is annotated as signal recognition particle 68. Bases 16 to 1872 code for a protein of 618 amino acids. NCBI's taxonomy places the organism in Eukaryota, Metazoa, Chordata, Mammalia, Chiroptera, Vespertilionidae. Gene Ontology annotation, biological process: SRP-dependent cotranslational protein targeting to membrane. Gene Ontology annotation, cellular component: signal recognition particle, endoplasmic reticulum targeting. The transcript has 16 exons. Gene Ontology annotation, molecular function: endoplasmic reticulum signal sequence receptor activity; signal recognition particle binding; 7S RNA binding. The record is from RefSeq and is a predicted model, not a curated record.
CGGCACUGGGGCAAGAUGGCUGCUGAGAAACAGGUUCCCGGUGGCGGCGGCGGCGGCGGCAGCGGCAGUAGCGGCGGUGGACGCGGUGCGGGAGGAGAAGAAAAUAAGGAAAACGAGCGCCCUUCGGCCGGAUCGAAGGCCAACAAGGAGUUCGGGGACAGCCUGAGCUUGGAGAUUCUCCAGAUUAUUAAGGAAUCCCAGCAGCAGCACGGCUUGCGGCAUGGAGAUUUUCAGAGGUACAGGGGCUACUGUUCCCGUAGACAAAGGCGUCUCCGGAAAACACUCAACUUCAAGAUGGGGAACAGACACAAGUUCACAGGGAAAAAAGUAACUGAAGAUCUUCUGACUGAUAACAGAUACUUGCUGCUGGUUCUGAUGGAUGCUGAAAGAGCCUGGAGCUAUGCCAUGCAGCUCAAACAGGAAGCCAACACUGAACCCCGAAAACGGUUCCACUUGUUGUCUCGCCUCCGCAAAGCCGUGAAGCAUGCAGAGGAGUUGGAGCGCUUGUGUGAGAGCAAUCGCGUGGAUGCCAAGACCAAGUUGGAGGCUCAGGCUUACACGGCGUACCUCGCAGGGAUGCUGCGGUUUGAGCAUCAGGAGUGGAAAGCUGCCAUCGAGGCUUUUAACAAGUGCAAAACUAUCUACGAGAAGCUCGCCAGCGCUUUCACAGAGGAGCAGGCCGUGCUGUACAACCAGCGCGUGGAGGAGAUCUCGCCCAACAUCCGCUACUGUGCCUACAACAUCGGGGACCAGUCAGCUAUCAAUGAACUCAUGCAGAUGAGACUCAGGUCUGGGGGCACCGAGGGGCUCCUGGCUGAAAAAUUGGAGGCAUUGAUUACUCAGACUCGAGCCAAACAGGCGGCCACCAUGAGCGAAGUGGAAUGGAGGGGGAGGACGGUCCCCGUCAAGAUCGACAAAGUGCGGAUCUUUUUACUGGGAUUGGCUGACAACGAGGCGGCCAUCGCUCAGGCUGAGAGUGAAGAGACCAAGGAGCGCCUGUUUGAAUCCAUGCUCAGCGAGUGUCGGGACGCCAUCCAGGCCGUUCGGGAAGAGCUGAAGCCGGACCAGAAACAGCGAGAUUUCAGCCUGGACGGGGAGUCGGGGAAGGUCUCUAACCUUCAGUACCUGCACAGCUACCUGACUUACAUCAAGCUGUCCACGGCCAUCAAGCGCAACGAGAACAUGGCGAAAGGGCUGCAGAGGGCCCUGCUGCAGCCGCAGCCGGAGGAUGACAGCAAGCGCUCGGCCCGGCCCCAGGACCUGAUCCGGCUCUACGACAUCAUUCUGCAGAAUCUGGUGGAGCUGCUCCAGCUCCCGGGCUUAGAGGACGACAGAGCCUUCCAGAAAGAGAUAGGCCUCCGGACCCUGGUGUACAAGGCCUACAGGUGUUUCUUCAUCGCUCAGUCCUACGUGCUGGUGAAGAAGUGGAGCGAAGCCCUCGUCCUGUAUGACCGAGUCCUGAAAUAUGCAGAUGAAGUGAGUUCCGAUGCUGGGGCCUUCAGGAGCAGCCUGAAGGACCUGCCCGAUGUGCAGGACCUCAUCACGCAGGUGAGGUCGGAGAAGUGCUCUCUGCAGGCGGCGGCCAUCCUGGAUGCAAGUGACUCCCAGCAAACAGAGACUGCCUCCCAAGUCAAGGACAAUACGCCUCUGGUUGAACGGUUUGAGACAUUCUGCCUGGACCCUUCCCUCGUCACCAAGCAGGCCAACCUCGUGCACUUCCCCCCCGGCUUCCAGCCCAUCCCGUGCAAGCCUCUGUUCUUCGACCUGGCCCUCAACCACGUGGCCUUCCCGCCCCUGGAGGACAAGUUGGAGCAGAAGACCAAGAGCGGCCUCACUGGCUACAUCAAGGGCAUCUUUGGAUUCAGGAGCUAACCAGGCUCCUUGGGGGCAGGGAGAUCCGACCCAGUCUGUCUUGUGAGAAACCCAGCGAGUUCCAUGGUGGUAGAUGCAGGGCCGCACUGGCCCAGGGUGGGGGUGGAGCCCUCAGCCCUGCGUCCCUGUGUCUUGUGUGUCUGUGACUUAAUCCUUAACCACGUGCGGGAAGGGCACCCUGUGGUCUUCUGGGGCGUGCGGGGUCCCUCUGUCCGGCUCCUGGGGGGGCACUGCCCGCUGGUCCCGUGUGCGCGGUGGUUGAUUUCCUCCGGUCGGUAUGUGUUCGGGGGGAGUUCACACCAGGCACGGAAGGGGUUCGGGGGUUCUCUCCCGCCCUUCAAUGCCGUGGGUUAGAAACGAGCUCCUCGCCGUGAGCACCCAGAACCCCUUGAAAAGUGUGUCCGUGACGCAUGCUUGGCAGCGUCUCCCCAGAGUCACGGUGGCCUCAUCCCCUCACCUCCACCUGGAAGUUACGUUUCAGAACAAGCAAAGAGCUCUAUUUUUAGAAGAAAUGUGUUACAGUCAGAAAUGAUGAAAACAAAUCUUAUAUUAAAAGGCAAAGAUGUUGGAGACUGUGCCCGUUUUUUCACGUGCCCCACUCAGCCCAGGCCCAGCCUCUCCGUGGGACGUGUCAGGUGGACCCUGACUCCCGGGCGGGGGGUGUGUCCGAGGUGAGAUAAGCGUGUCAGACAGUGUCUGCGGUUCCCAGGCUGUCGUCUGUAGCUGCCACAUAGUGUAACCAGUUUCUCCCGUUGCCCCUUAUGUUGCCCUUCGUCAUUCUUUAUUUCUAUUAUAGCAUCACUAAUAAGUCACAAAGGCAAUGUGAGGAAGAAGGGAUGUUAGGUGAUUUAAACCUGAGAUGUACCUGAACCUCUGAAUCCCUUGGAAAUGGGAACAUCCCACGGGGAACGGGGAACGUUGGCUGAGUGUGGUUCGGACUUGGCGCCGACUAGAGCAGCUUGAAGAGGAGGUUGAUCGCUUCAGGAUCUGAGCGAGUUCUUACAAGAUGGACUCCCACCGUGGGCACGACGGGCCUCCCUCCCAGGGAAUUGCAGAAGCCAGAUUGUGGUGGGAAGACGCCCGGCUGCUCGUCAGAACUGCAGACUCGAGGUGCUCACACGUGACCUCUCCUCCCCCAGGAUUUGCUUUGGGUCAAAGAGAACUUUUUUUUUUUGUAAUUGAAAGUUUCAUGGUCUCUGCCACACCAUUUGGGGGAUCCUCCCUCCUGAAAUAUAAACAGUGAGCGUA